Messenger RNA from Nilaparvata lugens (brown planthopper), 1760 nucleotides. RefSeq names its product double-stranded RNA-binding protein Staufen homolog. The record is from RefSeq and is a predicted model, not a curated record. Bases 159 to 1760 code for a protein of 533 amino acids. Lineage: Eukaryota; Metazoa; Arthropoda; Insecta; Hemiptera; Delphacidae. The transcript is spliced from 11 exons.
UGUGUGGGUGCAAUUUCAUUUUUUCAAGUUUAUUCAAGGUUUUAGGACUUGCAAGAUAACUUUGUUUAGAAUAAUGUUUAGUGAUUGACGUACCGAUGUGUUUCAAGCUUGUUUUAUAUAGGCCUACAGAUUACCUGGAACAGGUUGUUUAAGCCGAAAUGACCUCUAAUAAAACUAUUGGUCGCAAGCCAGCUGUGUCUUCUGGUGGAGAUCAGUGUCCUUCGUCUGCAGAGACCCAGGAAAAAGAAUCACUUGAAGCUUCCAAUUAUACGGCAAACUUCAAAGACAAAACACCCAUGUGCUUGGUCAAUGAACUUGCCAUGUACAACAAGAUUUCACACCAGUACCGACUGACGGACGAACAGGGCCCGCCGCACCAGAAGCGGUUCAUGGUGACGCUGAAGCUGGGCGAAGAGGAGUAUGCGGCCGACGGAGCCAGCAUGAAGAAGGCGCAGCACGCCGCUGCAAGCAAUGCACUCAAACUCACCAAGUACGACCAUCCGCCGCCCAAGGCAUUCAAGUCCAGGCUCACCAAGGGUAAUAUAACGCCGACGGUAGAGUUGAAUGCGUUAGCGAUGAGGAGAGGGGAACCGACUGUCUACACAAUCAUUGAACCAGCUCCGGAUGCCCGCUUCAAUCAGUACCCUUAUGAUAAUAGAGGAUUCUACAAUCAGAGGGCGUUUGGAAGGAAUGGCGCGACCAGUUUCCGUGUGAGCGUGAAAGUUGGCGAGCGAACGUUUGAGGGCGAAGGCAUAACUGUACAGGCGGCCCGCCACGACGCUGCCUCCAAAGCUCUCGACGAACUGAGACAUUUGCCCGUCGAAGAGAACCGAGUAGCCAAAGGAUCCUCGCCUCUAUCUGAAUGUGAAGACUCUGGAUCCUGUGUUGAAAGUGAUUCAUCUUCGGACUUGAAAUCGCCAAUCUCACUCGUCCAUGAACUGGCGUUGAAGAGGAAUUUAAGCGUCAGGUUCCAAGUGAUUGACGCAAGUGGCCCUCCACACAUGCGCACCUUUGCCACACGAUGUCAGGUGGCCGACUCAUUCGUCACCUUUGGCGAAGGAAACGGAAAGAAGGAGAAACCAGAAACCGAAGUAGCGGACGAGAUAAAUCCUAUUUCAAGACUAAUUCAAAUACAGCAAGCGAAAAAAGAGAAAGAACCUGUAUUUACGCUGAAAGAAGAAAGAGGAGGACCUGAGAAGAAGGAAUUUGUUAUCGAGGUGUCCGUUGGAGAGUACUCUUACAAUGGAACGGGUCCUAACAAGAAACUAGCCAAAAGGAAUGCCGCUGAAGGAUUAUUACAAGAAAUGGGAUAUUCCACUCCAACAACGCAACCUGGUUAUAAGAAAAUGAACAUGUAUAUGAACCAAGAAAAGCAGGACGGGUUCAUGAAUCAGGAUAAGCAGAAAAGCGAAACAGCUGGAGGGAGUGGGGGUCGACAGUUGGUGCCGGGAGUUCUUCUCAUGACUGACAAUACUAGAAGUUCAUCCACUGGCAGCAACGGAAAAUCUGGCUCCUCGAACCUACAAACAACUGCUGCCCUCGCCAAAGAGUACAUAAAUGGAGGCAAUCAGAAUCAAAAUGAAGUUGGAAGUAAUUCGGGUGAUGGGAUGUCAGGCGUCAGACCCAAGGACCAGCUCACGUAUCUCGCCAAGCUUGUGGGUUUCACCGUUCAGUACUCGGAUUUUCCAAAGGUCGGUUGUCCUUCUCUUUCAAUCACUUUCCAUUCAUAUUUUGUCAAGUCAAAUCAAAGCAUGAUUUGA